Messenger RNA from Olea europaea var. sylvestris, 1194 nucleotides. RefSeq names its product cytokinin dehydrogenase 3-like. Gene Ontology annotation, molecular function: flavin adenine dinucleotide binding; cytokinin dehydrogenase activity. The coding region runs from base 1 to 1194 and encodes 397 amino acids. Gene Ontology annotation, biological process: cytokinin metabolic process. NCBI's taxonomy places the organism in Eukaryota, Viridiplantae, Streptophyta, Magnoliopsida, Lamiales, Oleaceae. The transcript has 6 exons. The record is from RefSeq and is a predicted model, not a curated record.
AUGAUUAAGCUCCUAAUCUGUUGGUGUUUCAUCAAAUUUGCUGCUGUGAUUAGGCUCCUGAUUUGCUGUUAUAAUUUCACCAAAUCUGUUGCUGUAAUUUCGGUUCUGAUCUUCAGCCUUGAAUUCAGUUUUGAUGACUUCAUUCUCUACAGAAUAGAAGAAAUGAAGAACCAUGAGUCUAUAUUUCAUCUUUUUCAGCUUCUAGUUGUCUCCAAAAUGAGAAAGGGGAUUACUUAUCCUUUAAGUAAAGGGCACUUCGUGACUUGCUCCAAAGACUUGAAUUCAGAAUUAUUUUUUGCAGUUUUAGGGGGUCUAGGGCAGUUUGGCAUCAUAAAUAGGGCAAGAAUUGUCCUAGCAAAAGCACCAACAAGGGUGAAAUGGGUGAAAAUGCUAUACCAUGAUUUCUCAAUCUUUACAAGAGAUCAAGAACAACUUAUCUCAAUCAAGGGUCCAGAUUAUUUGGAAGGCUAUCUCAUGAUGGACUACAUUCCUGUAAAUGAAUGGAGAUCUCCCUUUUUCACACCUUAUAAUGAGUCCCAAAUUUCUUCUCUUUUGAAGAAAUACGGCAUCCUCUAUGGCUUAGAGAUGGUCAAGUAUUACGAUGAUGAGACCGCCAAUUUAGUGGAUAAAGAAGUCCAAAGGUUGCAGGACGGAUUGAACUACAUUCCUGGUUUCUCUUUCACGAGAGAUGUAACCUAUGUUGAUUUCCUCAAUCGAGUUCGACAAGAGGAGAUAGCCCUAAGAUCAGGAGGAUUAUGGGAUGUUCCUCAUCCAUGGCUGAAUCUUUUUGUACCAAAGUCUCAUAUCAUGGAUUUCAAUGCUGGUGUUUUUGUAGAUAUUCUUCACAGUAAAAAGAUGUCCAAAGGGCCUUUACUUGUCUACCCAACGACUAAAACAAAAUGGGAUGAUAGGAUGUCUGCUGUUACGCCAGAUGAGGAUAUCUUCUACCUUGUUGGAAUAUUGCAAGCAGGCAGUUUCGAUAAUUGGCAAGAGUUGGACAAUAUAAACAAUGAAAUUCUGGAAUUCUGCAACAGAGCUGGAAUAAACAUUAAGCAGUAUCUCCCACACUACACAUCCGAAGAAGAUUGGAUAAAGCAUUUUGGUUCAAAAUGGAACACUUUCCGAGAAAGAAAAGCACGGUUUGAUCCAAGAAUGAUAUUGUCACCAGGACAAAAAGUUUUCGAUUCUGUUUGA